Molecule: messenger RNA, 979 nt
Organism: Trifolium pratense (red clover)
Lineage: Eukaryota; Viridiplantae; Streptophyta; Magnoliopsida; Fabales; Fabaceae
Product: methyl-CpG-binding domain-containing protein 2-like
Exons: 5
Coding region: 250-747 (165 amino acids)
Molecular function (GO): DNA binding; zinc ion binding
Source: RefSeq, a predicted model, not a curated record
AUUUUUAGUAAAAAAAAAAAGAAGAAGGAGAAGAAGAAGAGGCGAAGAGCAUAAACAGCGAGCUAUGGCAAGCAUGUGCGGCGGCGGGUCCAGUCCGGUCCGGUGGUGAAUAUUGCAAAAUAAAUAAUUGUGUUGAGAACUGCUCAUGUGUUGAGUGUUCAUUCAUUCAUUCAUCAAUUCAUCUUCAACUCAACAUGAGAAUGUUACCUUUUUGCAUCUUCUCAGGUGCUAGACUUCUAGGAAAAUCAAAUGCAUCCUAGAGUUUUGCCAGAAGAGUAUGAUUUCGCCGUUCAAUGUGAUUCGUGUCUUAAAUGGAGGUUGAUUCCAACGAAGGAAAAAUAUGAAAAAAUACGUGAACAUAACCUUAAACAUCCUUUUGUUUGUAAACAAGCUCGUGAGUGGCGACCUUCUGUAUCUUGUGAUGAUCCAGAGGAUAUUUCUCAGGAUGGUAGUAGCAUUUGGGCUAUUGAUGAGCCAAGCAUCGCACAACCUCCUUGUGGAUGGCAGCGACUGCUAAAAAUCAGAGGUGAAGGAUGCAGCAAAUUUGCAGAUAUCUACUAUGUAGCACCAUCAGGCAAGAAAUUGCGCUCAAAGGUCGAGGUCAAGAAGUUCUUAGAAGAUCAUUCAGAGUACUUGAAAGAUGAUGUAAAUCUUUCGCGGUUCUCAUUUCAAAUACCUAAGCCACUGCAAGAAAACUAUGUGAGGAAGCGCUCUUAUGUUGAAUCUGAGCAAGGAGGGUUGAAUUGACGUUUCAAGUUGUAAAUGAUUGGAAUUUAAUUUUUGUUUCAUUUAUAAUUUGAUGGUGAACUUCAUGUCAUGGUGUUUGUAUUUUUGUUUUCUAAUUUGAUUGUGAACUAUCAUCACUUUGACUAUGUAGUAUGAAUUUCUUUGUAUUUGAUUGUGAACUAUGAUGAUCAUUUUGAGUAUAUUGUAUGGAUUUAUUUUAAUUUCAAGAUGAAUGUAUUUAAUUUUGAUUAUA